UGACGACGCUGACUACACCAACACCGGGACCAAUCCUGAUGCUUGCGGAUGCGUGGCUUCAUCUACUGCAGACACAAAAGGAGAUACAACGUCAACUAUCGACAAUGAUGGUGCUGUUCUCGGGAACCUAAACACAAGUAUGAACAAAGCGCGCACUGCAUCAUGUUCAUCAUCCGGCUCCAAAUCGUCUAGCAACACAACCGCGACGACAUCUAGCAACAUCAUGCAGCCGCCUGCUGUGCCAGUUCCGCCACCAGUACCCGUGCCACCAGCACCAGUUUCAACUCCAAGCUUAAACAACAAGAGUAAUCGAAAGAAUCACUAUUCCUACUUUAACGCGGAACAGCAAGCACAACAAGC
Molecule: messenger RNA, 360 nt
Organism: Amoebophrya sp. A25
Lineage: Eukaryota; Dinophyceae; Syndiniales; Amoebophryaceae
Source: the annotation of a GenBank genome assembly